Messenger RNA from Oreochromis aureus, 3706 nucleotides. It is a transcript of the gene ccdc102a, whose product is annotated as coiled-coil domain containing 102A. The record is from RefSeq and is a predicted model, not a curated record. Gene Ontology annotation, cellular component: myosin complex. The coding region runs from base 212 to 2035 and encodes 607 amino acids. The transcript has 10 exons. NCBI's taxonomy places the organism in Eukaryota, Metazoa, Chordata, Actinopteri, Cichliformes, Cichlidae.
UCUCCAUCCAGAGCGGAGAAGAAAAACGGGAGAAGAGACGGAGAGCUGCUCGGGGCUUCGGCUGCAGUUAAAGCGGCACCGCGGAGCUGCUUCAGCGGGAUUUAGAGACUGGUUCCGCGGGAAUAACGGCGACGCUCACCGGCUCACCUUCACGGGUGAGGACGAUGCUCUCCUGAUUCUCGGCGUCCUCGUCCACCCCAUCACCUCCACCAUGAACCACACUCCCAGCCCCCACCUGUCCGACGGCGGCAAGCAGGCCGGCGGCGGCCUGCUGUGCAGCCUGGGUCUGGGAUCCGACCGGGGCGUCCGCUCCCCGGACAGCCUCACCCACACCCCCAGCCCCACAGGAGGAACGCCCAGCUCCAGCCCCCCGCUGCUGCUGUCGCCCGGGCUGGGGGGCCUCGGGCUCGGCUCCCUCGGGGCCAUGGGCGAGGCAGCCGGAGCCGACUGGGAGAGCAGGGAGGAGCUGAGGCUCAGGGAGCUGGAGGAGGCUCGGGCCAGGGCCGCCCAGAUGGAGAAGACCAUGAGGUGGUGGUCGGACUGCACCGCCAACUGGAGGGAGAAGUGGAGCAAGGUUCGUGCAGAGCGUAACCGAGCGCGCGACGAGGUCCGUCAGCUCAGGCAGCGGCUGGACACCCUCACCAAGGAGCUGACCGGCGUCCGGCGCGAGCGGCAGGAGCUCGCCUCGGAGAACGAGACGCUACGGCAGGAGACGCUGCGCCUGCGUGGCGACCACACGGCCCCGCCUCUGUCCGCCACGUCCCCCUCCUCCUCACCCGCACACCCCCGCGGUGCUUCCUCGUCAUCCUCGCCGUCCAUCCCCCCUUCCUCCCCGGCGUCAUCCUCCUCUUCCUCUCAGGUCCACGGCGACGUGAAGCUGGACAGGGCGGCAGAGGGACCGCCGGGAUCUCCAGAACCAGAACCGGUGAGGGACGUGGACUUGGACAGGCAGAAGACGGGUCAGAAGGACCUGGAGCAGCUCGAUUCCGUGCUGCGCUCCCGAGCUCCGGGCGCCGACGCUCAGGAGGCCUGGGAUGGCCGCGGCGCCGUCAACCCGGCCGGCUCGCGCCGGCAGGAGCGAAGCCGUCAGCUGUGGGAGGACGUGGGGACGACGGAGGAGGACUCGAGCAAACUGAACGCCCUGCAGCUUCGCCUGGACGAGUCUCAGAAAGUCCUGCUGAAGGAGAGAGAAGACAAGCUGGCUCUGAGUAAGAGCAUCGAGAGACUCGAGGCUGAGCUCAGUCAGUGGAAACUGAAGUACGAGGAGCUGAGCAAGAGCAAGCAGGAGGCUCUCAAACAGCUGAACCUGCUGAAGGAGAUGCACCAGGACGAGCUGGGACGCAUCUCUGAGGACUUGGAGGACGAACUGGGGGCUCGAACCAGCAUGGACAAGAAACUGGCCGAACUACGAGCUGAGAUGGAGCGGCUCCAGGUGGAGAACGCCGCAGAGUGGGGGCGUAGAGAGCGCCUGGAGACCGAGAAGCUGGCCCUGGAGAGGGACAACAAGAAACUGCGAGCUCAGGUUGAAGACCUGGAAGAGCAAUUAGCCAAGCAGCGCCGGCAGGCCGCCUCCGCACUCGACAGCGACCUCAAGGCCAUCCAGACCGAGCUGUUUGAGAGGAACAAGGAGCUGGCCGACCUUCGCCACAUUCACGCUAAGCUAAAGAAGCAGUUCCAGGAGAAGACGGCAGAGCUCGCCCACGCCAACCGGAGGGUCGAGAGCCACGAGGCCGAAGUUAAAAAGUUACGACUGAGGGUCGAGGAGCUUAAGAAAGAACUGGGACAGGCUGAGGAUGAGCUGGAUGAGUCUCAAAAUCAGACCCGGAAGCUGCAGAGGUCUCUGGAUGAGCAGGUGGAGCAGACGGAGAACCUGCAGGUGCAGCUGGAACACUUACAGUCGAGACUGCGGCGGCAGCAGCAGAGUCCCGGUCUUUUCGGGAAGAUGCGAUCGGCUCGCUUUGGUCCUGAGAACCCCGACGGUCCCAGCAGCGACGUGGACGAGGAGGACGAGGAACUGCAGCUCCAGAUCCCAUGACAUACACACACACCUGCACGCACACACGCACACACCACACGCACACACACAGACAUCAUCAGUCGCGUGGUGAUGGCGAAGAUUGUCGCUCUCGGCUGAAAGCUGACGUUUGGCAACACAAAGCAAAUCCGUCCCAACCAGCGAGCAACAUUUCAGCCCGAAUCCGAUCAGCCGAUCUUUACAGCGCACCUGUGCAUGUGCCUGCAGCGACAGGUGACGGUGUCUUCGACCAAUCAUCAUUUAACAGAACAAAGAAGCUUCAACAACAGACGUUAUCCGUGCAAACACGCACACACGCACGCACACACACACACACACACAGCAGGAUGAAGCCCAGCCGGAGUGUGACAGGCGUGAACAGGAAGUCCGGAUCGUCUGAUCCUGAUUAAAAGAACUUAACUCAGGCUGAACUGCAGGACAAGCCGACAUGUUUUUAUCCUUUCCACGUACUCGCUCAUUCGUACCUCACGUCAUCGUCACAAGCAUCACAGCUGCUCCAGCUGUGAUGCUAUAUUUACAUCUGCAGUAUUAGAACUCCGCCCAGAGGGAGAAAAGCCUUUCGCGCCCUCUGAGGUUCGAAGAGUUCAAACAGAGAAAUUAUUUUACGCAGUGUUUCUGAAUUUAAGUUUUUCUGCCAAAUACCAAAGUGUUUAAAGUUCACGGCCUCGCUGAGAGCACUCGAACGCAGCAUUCACACGCAGGAAACAGGCGGCUGAGGAGUGUGACGCUGCUCCACGCGACGAUGUCACGACACAUGACGCUGUGCACCUGUACACCUGCAGGAAUCACAGGUUUGCAGAUGUAAGACGUUCACUUUCCUCUGCUCCCCUUCUGAGGCCACUCGGAAAGAUUUAAGUCUCUGUAGGUGAGUGGGCGGGGCCAGGCUGCAGGAAGAAGUCCUACCAACAGCAGAUAUUCAGAACACCCGCUGAGCCGUAUAAUGUGUUCUCAGCAGGACUGAAGCUCAGUGAAGUUUAAAGUGUGUGAGAAAGUUUCACAUCUAUGAGGGAGGAGUAAGGGAGAGAGGCGUGGCAGGGCGGAGUCAGAGCGUUUGGAGCGUUUAGGUGGUGAGCAGAAGCACCUGUAGCUCCGGCUGUGUGUCUGCUUUUAUUUAACCUGAGCUGCUUUCUGCUCGCUUCCAGAGAGAUAAUCACUAACGCUAGCAUUAACUCAGGGUACACCUGGGAUCAGCCUCUCACAUGGAGUUCAGGUGUUCCCCAAAUCAAAUGCACACGUGUCUCCUGUUGAUCCACCUGUGCAGGCUUCCUAUAAGUUCUCAGUUUCAUGCUAGAAAACAUCCACAAACCAAAUCCUCUGUGAGCGGUUUCGUGGAGGAACCUCCAUCCUAACCCUUCUUCUCCACCAAACUGCACCCACCAACCAUGUCAGUGUGCAUCCACCUGAGCCUUCUUACCUCGGAGCGUCACAUCCUGCUGCAGCUGCGUCGCUGACAGCACAAUUUGACGCCCUGCAGUGUGAACGGGUCGGCCGAGCUGCGACGUCAGCUCGCUGCGCGCUUCUUUGCUUUAGCGGAUGUAGACGGUGGAAGGUAAGUAGUCCCUAAAUGAAACUGCAGGGUGUGUGUUUUUCUUAAUUUUUGAGUAAGUGGGUGAGAUACCUACGGUGGCCCUGAGAGACCAAACGGACUACAACUUAAGAAAACACCAGCAA